Messenger RNA from Mixia osmundae IAM 14324, 1388 nucleotides. RefSeq lists its product as uncharacterized. The coding region runs from base 361 to 1302 and encodes 313 amino acids. NCBI's taxonomy places the organism in Eukaryota, Fungi, Basidiomycota, Mixiomycetes, Mixiales, Mixiaceae. The transcript is spliced from 2 exons. The record is from RefSeq and is a predicted model, not a curated record.
CUAAUCUGAGGCUCAAGUGCAGCUUGACGCACAGAACGGGUCAGGCAGAGUGGUGGAACAAGCUAGAAGCACAACGGCUAGCAGCUGCUCACGAAGUCAUCGCAACCGGGACGCCAGCCUUUUCGUCUGGAUUCCAACCCGCCGAUAAUAUGGACCUCGACCUCAUGAGCAAAGAGCGCGCCCAUCUGAAAGCGAGCGGACGCAAGAGAAACCGCAAAUAAUAUUGACAACAAGACGAAAACGAGUCGCUGUGCCGCAUUGCAACCGUGUUGUUGUCUGCCGUCGACGCGUCCCCUCACCCCCACCGCCUUGUUGCUGACCUGCCACUCGUUUCCGUUUGCACAGAUCACGGCAAAGGGUAUGAUGAAGGAAGCCGAAGAGCAGUCAUUGUCCCUCAAAGCAGCCAUCGAAUGGCAGCGCGCAAACCGAGUCAGACGAAUAGCAGAUGCAACGAGCAAAGCGAUGCCCGUCUCCGUCUCGAGCCGUCAGCUCGCAGUACCAUGCCCAUCGGAUCAUUUGCGCGCUUCCAGCUCUUGUCCCAAUCUGCAUGCGGUCUCUUCGCUAGGCCCGGGCACUACGACCGCUCGCCCAAUUUCGCGCGACGAGCCUGUUGGUCCUUCGGCUAGGUCUCACGAUCCAUCGCGCUCGACCCACGUCCAAGCAACUAGGGCUCGCUGGCCUGCCGAUCGCAUCGCUCAAGUGUACAAUGCAGUCGACGCGCCAAUCCUGACUGCGAGCACGCACCAGCUUCAGCCUCAUUUUGUCUACAGAGACAAAGCGGCAUUUUCCGAUUGCGGCAGCGUACAUGAUCGAGCCCCAUCUCCAGGCGACAAAGCGAGAGAGCACAUAGGUCCUAGCUGGCCAACAACGCCACGUUCGCCAGCAUUCGGCGCGGAUACAUUUGCCGGUUCAGCCCUCCAAGCUCGCUCUGUGGAUCAUAUCGUCUACUCGCCUGCCGGUCUAUCACGUAUCGCACGAUCCUCGUUUGCCCUACCCGCUGUCUGCGCGCGUUCUCUAGCCAGAGACGAGACCUCGGACGAGCAAAUGACGGACGCGAUGUCGAGAAUGGCAGUAGCCGAUCAGGCACGCCAAGCUGCUCUACGCGCUCUGCAAUCUGGCCGGUCUACAAGCUAUUCAGAUCUCGCUCGUCACUGUGCUACGCCCAAAGGUUCGGGCUGUUCGACGACGACGAGUGCGCGAGACGCGUAUGCAGGCACAGCGAGGGAGGUGAGAUUCAGGAGCGGCGUGUCCUACUUGCCUACUCCCUCGCCAUCGCCCGAGCCUGCGUUGUACCGUGCAUGAGAGGCUAUGCAGGUGUACAUAUCGAACGUGAGCUGUCCGGGCCUUCGGCUCAGAGCCCAAAGGCGCGUGUUGUCUUUGGCUGGUAA